AUGGCGGAGACGUACCCGGAGAUCCCCGCGAUCCUGAGACCCACCGACCGUAGCCCGCCGCCGGACUUCUUUCCAGUGUCACCGCGCACCGCCAAGGCCAAGGCUGCGAGCAAAGCGGCGGCGGCGGCGGCGGCGGCCGGCGGCGGCGUCCCCCGGACACAACAGUCGAGGAGUCGGAGCAGGAGCGGCGAUGAUGAAGACCGGGAGGAGUACAUCAGAGUCCGAAAGAUGGCGGAGGAGGAGGACGACGACGACGACGACGAGGACUCCGCGGGGGAGGGGGGGGGGGGCGGGGGGGGGGGGGGGGGCAGGAACGACAGCGCCGUCAGCCGCGGCGCGUCGAUGAGCGCCAGGACUGAGGGGAUGACCACCUGGGCGAGCAACAGCAGCAACACCAGCAGCAACAUGAGGAGCGGGGCCUCGUCCCGCCUGGCCAGCGGCUUCAUGGCGGCGGUGUCCGGGGGCGGGGGCGGCGCCGCCGGCGGCGGGCGGGAGCAGGUGGUUGAUGCGAGCCCGUCCUCUUCCGCUGCUAGUACGUCUGGGUCGGCGGAGAAGUGGAACAAGAUCGUGAAGGGGCUGAAGAGGAUGGGUCCCUCCAGGCGAGGAGGAAAGGGCGGGCGGGGGGGGGGUGGCAGCCUCGGUGACGGGGAAGGGUCGGCCACGUUCGACGAGCGGGGAGAAGAGACGGAGGAGGGCUUUGCCGCGAGGAAAGUGUCGUUGUUCGACGAGGAAGGAAGAGGAGGAGGGAGGAGGGACGACCGUGACUCCUGCUACGAUGACGACGACGACGUCGAAGACGACGAGGAUGACGAUGAUGCAGAUGAUGUCGACCUGGCGGAGUGGGAGAUCUCGAGGGUUGGCAAGCGGGCAGGCGAUGCCCGGUAUGUGGUGCAGCUGAGGCAACCGUCCUCGGGCUCUUUCCUGCUCCUCGGCACGACCGACGCCCUCUUGUACGAGGAGUGGGUGGAAGACAUCUUGUACGUCCAACAGAGAACCCUCGCUCUGGAGUGGACCCGGCGCUUCCGCUCGAAGAUGUCCAAGGACUCUUCCCCGCCCCUGUCCGCCUUCAAGCUCCUGCCGGACCGCGACUGGAACCGCGAGUGGGAGGCGGCGUGCUCGCUCACGGGCGGGGGGCGCGGCGGGCGGGACGCCCGCGUGACCAUCGCCCUGGGGCAGCAGUUCCGGGCCUUCGCCGGGGCCGUGGCGGGGGCGGCGAUGCGGGCGAGCCUGCGGCAGCGGCAGCAGUCGUCGUGGCCGUCGCCGUCGCAAGACGAGGGGUGGGAGUCGCUGGCGCCGCUGCGGCCCAUGGAGGCGGAGGAUAAAGCGAACGGAGGUGGAGAUACGCACACCGGGGACGUCAGGGCCGCCCUGUCCCGGUCGACUCCGGACGAUUGCUGGAGCUUCCUGAUGGGAAACGUGGCGUUCGUGCUGGCGCCGCGGGGCCCUGGGGGCGGGUACAAGACGCACAAGCGGCUCGGGGCGGAGCUGAAGGGGGCCCAGGUUCUCAGGCGAGCGGUCGAGCGGAGGGUCCUCAGCGGUGUCGGCAGCGGCGGCGCCGGCCCGGAGCUGGUGAACGCCCUUGCCCCGCUAUCGUGCGUGGUGGACCUCUACGGGUUUCGUGCAGCGGCGGUGGCGUUGCCCGCCUUUAUGCCCCGCACAAAAAGCAAACAGAAGCUCCGCGCAAGGCCGAAGCUCCUUGGGGGAAAAAUUGAAAAAGAGGGGGAGGGGGACGGGGCCGGAGCGGCGGGAACGGACCGGGCGAGCCUGGUCGUCGAGGCCGUGUCGGCGUUGCUGGAGUGCGGCCGAGAGAGCGUGGCCUCGGCGUGCAUGCUUUCGCACGGGCUGGACCUCUACUACAACAAGGACGUCGAGGCCGAGGCGGGGGACGGGGCGGCGGCGGCAUCUUCUCUCGACGGCGGCGGCGGUGGCGGUGGCGGCGGAUCGAGGCACCUCCUGCAAAACGGCGGCGGCGGCGGCGGUGCCGCUCCCGGAACGAACGAGCGGGCGAGCGGGCUUGCCGGGAGGAGGAUCGUGGGCGACGCCGUAGUGGUGCUGGUGGGCGGUGGCAUGGGGCACGGGGCGGCUGGUUCCGGCGACGUGGACGGGGACGGUGAGGCGAACGGCGACAGGACUUGCAACCCGCUUCGGCUGAGGGAGGAGCUCAUGAGGGAGCGGAUGCAGCCGCGGCCUUCGAUAGAGGCACCGUCGGAGGCGGUGAAGGCGGCAGUGGAGCGUGGAGGGGGAAGCGCGCUGCUCUCGGAGACUCUGCUUCCGCGGUUGGCGGGCCGCCUGGCGAGCGACGCGUUGAUGGGCGGCUCUGUUCCUCUAGCGCGGUCGGAGGAGAGGAGCCCGCCCCUGUUUUUGUUCGACGGAGGACACCUGUGUGCGGCCAUGCACGGGGCGGGGAUCAACCUCCGGUACCUUCCGAUGCUCCGGAGAUCCUUGGGGUGGGAGCACGAGGGCAACCGCCAGCUGAUCGCCGCGGAAAUGCUGGCUCGGACCGCCAAGCACAUCCUGGCUUGCCGCCUGCGGCACUCCCGCGUUACCAUGGGAAUACCAGACGAGGUUGCAAUGCCAUCCUUGUACUCGGACGAGCGGCUUCGCGCGGUGGCUCACCUUAUGCUCAACGCCGUCCUGUUCAGGACGUACUCCUCGGACGAUUCUAGCGGAAAGAUGGUCACUUCCGCCGGCGUGGCCGCUCCGGGACACGGGCAGCCCCCGCCCUCGGGGCGCGAGGCAAGGGAUGGGCUCUUCAUGAGCACGGAAGACCCUCGUGCGCACGCGGCCUCCGUGGAGAUGAUGAUCGGGGACGCUUCUCCGGAGCCCCCGCCAAUGUCACGCCUGACCUCCGUAGAGAAGCUGCUGCAGCAGCAGCAGCAGCAGCAGAGAGGCAAGCCGGCGACGCCGCUCGGGAGCAACCCGGGCGCGUACGCGAGCAGCGUGGACACUAGGUCGCCGCCAGGGUCCUUGGGGUCGACGCCGGCGGAGGGCCGCCGUCGGGGUGGGGGGGUGGGGGGGUUCUCGUCAGGGGGCGUCGCGGUUGGGGCGGAGGGAGGCGGUCAUCAUCGGUCGUCUUCGGGGGGGACGUCGGUGUUGUCCAUGGCGGGCGAGGCGGGCUUGUUCUGGGAGGUUGAAUCCCGGCUGUGGCUUCUCCUGGGACCGUUCGGCGCUGUGGGGGGCCUGGAGUUGGACGAGGAGGAAGCGAGGUCUAGUGUGCACCUCUGCCGGGGGCUGUCCGGGCUGCAUCUGCUGCCGGCGCUCACGCGCAACCUCGGGAUAUUGCUGACGGCGAGAGCCAUCCGAAAGCUGCAGGAGAGCGGCGUGGUAUCCAGGAUCAAGCUCUCCCACGUCGACCACCGAACCGGGGGGCCUGCAGCCGUAGGCCCCGCCCGCUUCAAGGGCCUCGGAGAGGAGGCCGCCGCCGUCAAGCGACGCCUCCGAGACAAGUGCCGCCGCCGGUGGGUCGCGACCCGCGGCAGCGCCGCCGCCGCCCGGAACGGGGCGGGGGGUGGGGGGGGUGGGCGCAGCCCGGGGAUCGGGUGGACGGGGGCGACGGGGGAGGAGAGGGCGGAGUACGCGGCGACGGCGGAGUACGUGCUGGCUCCGUUCGUGGACGCCUCGGGGAAGGGCGGCGACUUGUCGUACGCACGAAGAGAGAUUGCGGAGGCUCACAUGGCGGUAUCGGUCGCUGACUGGGCGGAGGGCAACCCUAUCUCCGCCAAGAGAGAGGCGGAGCUGGCCCUUCGCGCGCUGCUGGAGGGGAAGCUGGGGUACGUGGACAAGGACGAGGCCCUACGGCGGGAAGGGCGGGCGCCGAGGGGAGGGGGGGGGGAGGGGGCGGAGGGCGUGCCGGUGCCCCUGGGCCUGUGCGUGGCGGCGGCGGGGAUGCUGCUGACCGCGUGCCGCGGAGGGCAAGGAGGCAAAAACCUCGGCAGCAACAGUAGCAGCGGGGCGGCGGCGGCACCGGGCGAACGUCUUAGCGGGAAAGAUGGGGAGGGGGCCCUGUUGUGGCUCUGGAGAGUCUUGCAGGUUCACUUCCCGGGGCGUUCCUCCACCCUGGGCACCGCCUCGGGGCCCCGCGAAGCGCCGCUGUGGGGGUCGCAUCCCCUCGUCCCCGCGAUCGCGUGCCUGCUGGCAGGGAAAACGUCGGCCGACCUAUCGGAGGCCGAGGCCGGUAGUAUGCUGUUGGCGUCGCUUAAGAAGCGCGGCUCCCGUCGGGAACGGGGGGGGACGAUGGACUGGUUGGGGAACCAGCUCAAGACCGGACCAUUUCCUGGCAACCACCUGAACACCCUGUUGAGGCGAAAAAAUGCUGCCAGCCCCCGGUUCGACGGGGGCGGAGGGGGAGCGGGGGGGGCAGAGACCCACCUGGACCCGCCGGAUGCGAUGGCACGGCUGGUGUCGGUUCUCCUCAAGGGCGAGGGCGGGUUUGUAGAGAGGUGGUUCAAGGUGUCGUCUUCGUGCUCGGGCGGGGCCGCGGAGCUGCUGGCUCCUCCCGACAGCUUCUCGUGGCUCCUCGGGGCCCUCGGAGACGGGGGGGGAGCGCCGCCGCCCUUCGCGGGAGACCCGCCGCCUACCCCGGUCAGCGCGGUGCCGAAGCAGGUCUCAGGUGGUGUCGACGCCUUCCUGUCACACGUUCGAUCCGUCCCGGGCAGGCUCUACGUGGAUGGACAAGUUACGGGGCUAUCGCCCGAAGACGAAGCGAAGAAGCGAACGCAAGACCAAGAGUCGGACGCAGACGGAGCCCUCAAGCUCUUGCCCUUAAGGAUACCAACGGAGUGGCAAGUGGUCCAGGUGGCCUGCGGGUUCCGGCAUUCGGCUCUGGUGACCGCGAGCGGGUUAGUGCUUACCCUUGGGCACGGUGAGACUGGCCGGUUAGGCCACGGGGACGAGGAGGAUGCUCUCGAGCCCAAGGUGGUUCGUGCGUUAGCAGACACCAAGCAGGCGGUGGUGUGGGCGGGGUGCGGGAGAGAGCACACCCUCGUCGCCCUGGCGUCGGGCAGCGUUUACUCCUGGGGCUGGGGUGAGGGAGGACGCCUUGGGCUCGGAGAGGUGGACGCGGUGCUGUCCCCUCGUCGCGUGGAAGAGUUCGACAACCUGGGGGUGAGGAUCACCAGGGUCUCGUGCGGGAGAGAGCACUCCCUCGCGGUGUCGGACGCGGGCCGGCUGUACGCCUUCGGCCCCUCGGACGGCGGCCGCCUGGGCUUCAAGGCCGUCGUGGGCACCGGCGGCGUGUCCGCACCCCGCAUCGUCAGGGCGCCCUGCCUGGCGGAGGAGAGAGUCGUGGCCGCAGCGGGGGGGCAGAUGCACUCGUCUUGCGUGUGCGCGUCGGGCAAGGUGUUCACCUGGGGGCACGGGAGCACGGGUGCUCUCGGCCACGGCGUGGCGGAAGAUGAACCAACGCCCAGGAUGGUAUCGGGUUUCGGGCGGGAUGAGGCUAGGAGUGCACCGCAGGGCGCCGGCGAGCAGGAUGACCCCGACGCCGACAUCCUCGCGACCAGCGUCGCGUGCGGGGCGUGGCACACGCUCGUCCUCACCAAGGCGGGCAAGGUCCACGCCUUCGGCGACGGUUUCACGGGCCAGCUCGGCCUCGAGGACCGCGGCGGGGAGAAGGAGAGCCGCGCCCUGAGCCCCCGGGUGGUGCGGAUCGAGAGGAACGCCGGCGGGGGAGGGGGCUCGCCGGGGGACGUGUACGUGACGGAGGUCGCGUGCGGGAGCUUUUCGAGCGCCGUGGUGUCCUCGGAGGGCAACCUUUACCACUGGGGGAAGCCCGACGCUUUCUCUGACGACGACCCGGUCGCCGACAAGCGAUAUUUGCUGCCAAGGCGAGUCACCUCCGGCCGCGGCGGCGCCGCCCCGGCCUAUCGCCUCGUGGCGCAAGGGGCCUCUUUGACCCUGGGCAUAGCGGAGGGGGUCAGGACUGAUCCGAGAGGUGGCGGAGGAGACCGAAGUCGGACCGUUCUUCGUCGCUCCUGAUUUUGAUUGGUGCACAAGAAGUGCGUCAUUGAAACCCAUUUUUUUGUCUGUGUGCUGGCGCGUUGAGUUAGGUUUUGCCGGGUAUGUUUUCACCAUGUAUAUCACAUUUUGUUCGUUUUGUUUUUUUAUUCGUUUUACUUCGUCGCGAUUCGCAUAUUUGUGGUGUUUCUGUUCUAUACGUUAUGAAACGAUUUACCUUACCUGGUGCUAGUUGGUGUGUUGUCAAGGUCUGAUGCCGGUCCCAGAAGAGCGCGUCUGCCCGCGUGCGAAACUACGUGCGUGGUGCGUGCAGUAGUGUUUCUUCUCUGCUUUGACCCUUGCAAAGGUAGCGUCUUCGUCCUCUCGCGUACUUCAGGCUGAAACAAAAUAUCCUUCUUGGUGGGGGUUGUCCUCGAAAGGUACCACUGUUGCACGCUUUGCAUGCGUACCAUGCGUAUCCUGGCUGCCUAUCUUGUCUUGUCGAGCUAGGUGGGUAUUUCGCGAGCUGUUGGGACCUCGCUCAAGCGUUUGUUGCAAUGUGUACAGAAGUUUGGGGAUCUUGUAGGGAUGGAUGAGCUGUGCUGUGAGGCUCGGGCCCACGACAGGCGCAAGGUUUUGCAUUGACAUGGGGGGAAGAAGCGCUGCUGUAAGCGCGUGCCUUUGUAGUCAAGACGGGAGGUCGGGCAGUGCGGUUUUGUGUCGACAGAACAGGCACGUCUCUGCCCGUGUUCGAAGGAGAGUGAGGUGUGUUGCGUAUCGUCCGUUCUUGCAUGAAAGUUAGUUGCGGACCUACAGGGGGCGACAGCCCCCCGGAAGCCACGCAUUUCCAACCCCUCUCUUGCUGGAAUGCAUUAUUGUACAGCACAUUUCCAGAUGUUUUUUGGGGGGGGAGGGGGCACCUUGGCACACGAGCGCGAAUGGGCGAACAACGCCCUCUCCGAGCUCGUAAUAAUUUUCUUUCAACGUGUGCUCAAUCGAUGUAUACGCUGUCUGUAUCUGUUGUUUAAUACGUACAUGCAUUGCAGACCCGACGGGAUUAAUAUAAAAAAGGCACACGGAGGGUUUCGGUAGAGCAGGCAGGCCUUCAGCCGGCGAGAAAAGUGUUUCAUCUCUUGAGAGCGUCUUGGCGUAAGAAGAAAGAUGCUGGCGUGAAAAAUAGUGGAUCGGCACAAGAGCAGGAGGAACCAAAACUUUGUUAGGUCAGGAAAGUGGCUAGAGGACGCACCCACUUCAGACCGCGGAGGUAUGGAUGUGUCGUUGAGUUUUUACAAGAUUGCGGUAAUUCUCUGGGAGCGUGUGCGUGUGCGGGUAAUUUUUGGUUGGUGUAUGCAAGACUCAAUCCUUUGGAUCAGAAAAGAGGCAUUGCUUCUUUCACCGUUCCUUGAAUUUCGUUGUAGUUUUUUAUCGCGAAAGGGGAGAAAAGGCAGCGUGGCACUCCCUGUCGCUGGUUCCGUGCGUUCCGCUCGCGUUGACAUGGUGUAGACUACUUGUUGUCGCAUUGCAUUCGGUCUCUCGUUAGUGUAGGUUAGUAGUUUUUCUGUGUUGUCCCUUGCUUGUUUAUCCCGUUCCUUGUUGAAAAAUAGCACAUGCAUGUAUGUAUAUGGGCCUCUUGCUUGCUCGGUAACUGGGAGAAGCUACGGGAUAGCCGGGAGGGGAAGGGAGGGAAGGCGAGGUGCUGUCGAUGAUUUCGUCUCUGUAGUGUGGUAAUACUUUCCCGCCACACCUCCGACCCUGUUAGCAGUGCUGCCAAACUCGUACCUCAGUGACGUUUUGUCUACCCCU
Messenger RNA from Ectocarpus siliculosus, 7737 nucleotides. Lineage: Eukaryota; Phaeophyceae; Ectocarpales; Ectocarpaceae. The record is from the annotation of a GenBank genome assembly.